AUGACUUCUGAUAUGAACGGCUCAGGGAAUAGUAAUGGAUCAGGAAAUGGAAAUAGCAAUGGGAACCCAAAUAUUUCUCAAUUAUCAAAUGCUUUACAUCACAUCAAUAUUAGAAGUAAUGAUAUAAAUAAUAAUGAUAUCCAGAAUCCGAAUCAAAAUCGAAAUAUAAAUAAUUUGAAUGAACAAAACUCCGAAUAUGCAUUAAACUCCAUCAAUAGUAAUAAUAUUAUGAGCAAUAACACAAAUAACAAAUCUAACGACACAGGGUAUAUAAAUACAGAUGGGUCCUCUAAUGGGGCCCCUCAAUCAAUAAUUUACAAUUACAACAGCAAUAUUUCUAAUUCGAAUUCAAAUAAUGAUUCUAAUAACCCUACUAAUACUACUCAUAGCUCAAAUAACAAUCUUAAUCUUAAUUCCAAUAAUAAUAUUUCUGAUAACAUGACCCAACCUAAUGACAAUUCUAAUUCAAACAUACAUAUAGCUAACAAUACGAAUAAUAACAAUAAUUUAAAUCAAACUUCUCAAAUGAGAAAUAACAAUACUAAUCGUCAAUUUUUAUCUGGGUUGAGUCCAAUUGAUAAUACAAGAAUUUCUUCAUUUUUCCAAGAUCAACCAAUGGAAGGAUACACACUUUUUUCUCAUAGAUCGGCACCAAAUGCCUUCAAAGUAGCUAUUGUAUUAAGUGAACUAGGUUUACAGUAUAACACUAUUUUUUUAGACUUUAAUAAGGGAGAACACAGAGCUCCUGAAUUUGUUGGUGUAAAUCCAAACGCAAGGGUACCAGCCUUAAUAGAUCAUAAUUUGGAUAAUUUGGGGAUUUGGGAAUCUGGUGCUAUUUUAUUACAUCUUGUAAACAAGUACUUUAAGGAAACUGGCGAUCCAUUGUUAUGGGCUGAUAACUUGGCAGAUCAAUCACAAAUCAAUUCUUGGUUAUUUUUCCAAACUUCUGGCCAUGCACCAAUGAUUGGUCAAGCUUUACACUUUGAAUAUUUCCAUUCUCAAAAGAUACCAAGUGCUGUAGAGAGAUAUACAGAUGAAGUUAGAAGAGUUUAUGGUGUAGUAGAGAUGGCACUUUCAGAAAGAAGAGAAGCCUUAGUAAUGGAUUUGGAUACUGAAAAUGCAGCUGCAUAUUCUUCAGGAACCACUCCGAUGUCUCAAAGCAGAUUUUUCGAUUAUCCAGUUUGGUUAGUUGGUGAUAGGAUCUCUAUCGCUGAUUUAGCAUUUGUUCCUUGGAAUAAUGUAGUUGAUAGGAUUGGUAUAAAUAUUAAAGCAGAAUUCCCAGAAGUAUAUAAAUGGACAAAGCAUAUGAUGAGAAGGCCAGCAGUAAUAAAAGCUUUACGGGGCGAGUAA
This is a messenger RNA of Henningerozyma blattae CBS 6284, 1350 nucleotides long. RefSeq names its product glutathione peroxidase (gene URE2). Bases 1 to 1350 code for a protein of 449 amino acids. Gene Ontology annotation, molecular function: transcription corepressor activity. The transcript has a single exon. Lineage: Eukaryota; Fungi; Ascomycota; Saccharomycetes; Saccharomycetales; Saccharomycetaceae. The record is from RefSeq and is a predicted model, not a curated record. Gene Ontology annotation, biological process: regulation of nitrogen utilization.